AUUCAUCACAAUUGUCACCAACCUGCCUGACUUCGAAUCUAUGUGCUUCGUGAAGGAAGUUCCAAAUAAGAAAUGUUUUUCUGCUGAAAUGUGUCGUGUGACUUUACGCCUGCAAUAGGACACCUUUACAGGCUAACACUGUUUUUCUGUCGUCAGAGCUAAUCUGGCAGACAAAUUACUAGGGAACCUUGUAAUUCCUCGGCAUUCGAGGUGACGAACCAGCAUGCCCCGAAUGCGCCGCGGGGUCGCUAGUAAAGUAGCAGAAUGCUGCUUGUGUACUGUGCGGAGUCCGGAAUCAUGUGGCAGGAAAACUUUGGAAACAGAACUGAAGAGUGGUGAUUCUGCUCGGGAGUUUUUGCUGGAGCAUAAACUCGUCGGGCUGUGGGUCCUAGAGACAAAAGCAGUGGACAUAUGCGAUAAAUGUUUUGCUCUAGUCGAAUCGUGUGAUGACCUCAUGGCACAGUUCAGAAAUAAACUGCAAUUGUGUCGGGAUAUCAAAUCAAAGCGAAUCAAGCACGGUGCUGCUCCUGGGACUUUUGCGGAAACGGACGAUUCUGAAAAGGUAUAUGGAAGAGGUAUUCGUGGACGCAGAAGAACAACUGGCCUCGCAUCCGCUUCUGUAACUGUGCCGAAAAAAGCGAGACACAGGAGCCCAAGUUUGGAACUCGGAGAAGACGCCUCAUCCAAAGAAUGCUCCAUCGUUUCUCAAGACCUAAUCGAAGAUAACAUGUGCAUAAAAGUGGAAUUUGUGAAUGGAGAGGAAAUCGAUCUUUCGCCAUCUAAUCCCGAAGAAGAAACCGUGCAGUACAUUGAUGUGAUUCAGCCGUCUGAUGAAGAAUUCGAACCUAGUUUCAACUACGAAGAGUUUGAAGUGGAAUACGAAAGCGCGGAAGAAGGAACAUCGGAAGAAGCUGCUGAAUCGAAGAAAGACUAUCGUGAAUGGUCAUCCGAAGAUCCAGCUUGCAGCGACCCUAGGCCGUUUCAAGUUAUUCGAAGCAAAGGUGCCUCGAAGUAUUAUAUCGAUGGCUUCAUAUUCAAUUAUGUGCGUGCAACGAAAUCAGACAAAGACAUAAUUUUUGUGCGAUGCAACCAUUAUCGCGUCGCUGGCGUGGAAUGUCCUGUGAUAGGGGCCAUCAACAUGUCCGAAAAGAGAUUCUACUAUGAUCCCGUCACGCGGAAAACCAAUCAUAAUCAUCUGCACGCCGCAAUCCAGGCUGAUGCUGAAUACAUCUCAUAUGCUUCGAUCGUUGAGCGUGAACCAGAAUUCCAACGGUGCAUACUUGCCAACGGGAAAAAGGGUUUCGCCUGCGACUUGUGCUCCUACUCGGCAAGAACACAAACCUGUCUGGUCUCCCACAUGAAAGCCAUGCACAGAAUACCGGACCAAGACGAGUGUUUCGAAUGUGGCCGAUGCCUUGAAUCCCACGAAGAAUAUCUCAAGCACAUGGACAGACAUCGUGCCGAUUAUCGCGAAAAAGUCACUUGCAUAUCCUGCAGGGCACCGAUGCAAAAGAAGUCCCUGGCAUUCCACGUGCGAGCGUACCAUAAAGGUCAAAUUUUGUUUAACGACGAACAACGGAAAGAAGCCGGACUGGACAUGAUGAAGUGCGCGAUUUGUAAAUUCAAGGUGGAUGGAAAAAGUUUGUUUCAUUUGCACGCUCUGCAAGCCCACUACGGAGAAAAGGCGUAUGGGUGUGAGUUUUGCGAGAAGACUUUUCCAUCGUAUCGAAGUUUGAGGGAUCAUUUGAAUGUCGCCCACACAAAGACAGCGGAGUUUGAGUGCAAGGAUUGUGAUGCGAAGUUCCUGACUAGAGUCCAAUACCAGAGACACCGUGAACUUCACCAACCUUUGCAGGGCAGGAAAUUGUGUUCAGAUUGUGGUAUCACAUUGCCGUCUGCUGGAUACAGGGAUCAUUUGGUUCUGGUGCACAACCAUCCGGCCAAACGUGAAUGCAAAUAUUGUGGACAGAAAUUGGCGACCUACAACAUGUUACGCUCUCAUAUGAUUCUCGAGCACGGUGUGGAAUUCCCUAAACAAAAGCGGAAAAUCCGAGUUUGCGAAGACUGCGGACGCUCGUACACUUCAGCCACUGCUUAUACAUCGCAUCGGAUAAAACACCACGGGGAUCUUCCUGUUGACGAAGACUUUCCCACGUGCACCUACUGCGGAUCCGAAUUCCUCACCAAAAUCAUCUUGCGGGAACACUACAAAAACUCUCACGGGUGGUAUUUUGUGGAGCAAGUGGAAAAGGGGAUUCAGUGCAAGUACUGCGGCGUGUAUUCGAGGGAUAAGUACUUGUUCCAGAAUCAUUUGAAGCUCGCGCACCAGUUGGACUGUACGAUCAAGACGAUACGUGCCCACAUGAGAGUGCCCGAGGGUGCCAAAAAGCCCCUGGUACCCAAAGUGAAAACUGAGACCGAAGAGAUGGACCCCGACCUAAUUGUCCAAACUGUAUAAUAUUUCCUGUUUACGCGAGUACGAGGCGCACUUUUUUAUAAUCCAUAUUUGUUUCCAAUCAAAAUAAUGCUGGAUAAUGCUGUUUUAUGGUCCAAACAUGGGCAGCUGUUCAAGUGAUCCACAUUCUUGCUCAUUCAACGUCUUUCUGUUACGGUGGAUAGAUUUUGAAAGCCAGAUUAAGCUGAAUUCAGAAAGCCGACAAUUUAAAUUGCUGGUGGAUUGUUGCUUCUUUUUAAUAGAAUGAACAAGGGUAAGUUUGGCGGAUUGAGCGAAGAUUCUAAAAUUGAUUGUAUGGUCGAUUUCGCUUCAGGCAUAAUUUAAGUUGGUCUUGAUUUCAAUAUUGUGUUCGAGGAUACAUUGUCAAAUGAAAAUUUGUGUAUUUUUCUUUGCUUGACUUCUUGCGCGGGAGUUUCUAGCAUGCUUCGAUGCAACAUUUGAUGUUAAUUUUAGAUUCUCGAGCAAAUCGGCUUAAGGAUAUGAAGAAGAGAUAAGUUGCGUCUUAUAUUCGCGUAAUUAAGGCAAAGGGUUGGAAUAUUUUGUGAGCAGUAUCAGUGGCUGCUCAGAAUUUUUUUACGCCAUGCCCUUCCUUUUUUCUGUGUGCGGUUUUUUUUUUGUUCUGUUUAUUUUGGAGCUGUUCAGAGAGCGAGAAAGAUGAAAUUUGGGCGCAUGUUGUGCCGACUCUUGAUUCACAUUUUUGUUUUCGCCGCGUCUUGUGUUUUCUGAUACAACGUUUUUGUCGAAUUGUACCGGGAAAAAAUUUCCUGUGCUCGUUUAAUAAA
Molecule: messenger RNA, 3237 nt
Organism: Notodromas monacha
Lineage: Eukaryota; Metazoa; Arthropoda; Ostracoda; Podocopida; Cyprididae
Source: the annotation of a GenBank genome assembly